AUUGCUUGUCCAUGGGGUUCUUGCUUGGGAUGAAGACAAGGCCAGCGGUGUGGAAGUGUGGAAAGCUCAACCUCAUCAUCUAUUUAUUCUUCCUAUCUGCAGCAGCAAGCUCAACCAAAUCUGAGAAGUAACUAGAGGUUCUUGCUUAUUCUUACUAUCAAAAUUUCUCUUUUAGAGGUUUGGGUGACACCAAAGUCUGAGUCAUGUGAUUCCUUAUGUUCACUAGAUGAAAGAGUUCGCGCGAUUUUGAAGCCGCCUACCAGCCCAAGACUGAUUUGCUGAGAGCUCUUCGAAUGGUUGCGGCAGCUACAACAGGGGCAAUGGCAAUUUACUAAUCAUGAAUUGCUGCAAUUCAGGAUGUUGCUAUAGCAUUGCUAUUCGGAAUAGUUUAUGCAGGCAUCAUUUUUGAAGAAUCUAUGGCCUUCAAUCAAAGUGGAGUAGGUUUGCCGAUGGCCGUGAGCUUCUGGGUUGUGUAUAGAAUCGAGGAUGUUGCGAUGGCAUUGCUAUUUGGAAUAGGUUAUGCAGGCAUCAUUUUUGAACAUUCUCUGGCCUUCAAUAAAAGUGGAAUAGGAUUACUGAUGGCCGUGAGCUUAUGGGUUGCGCGUAGCAUCGGGGCUCCUUCAACUGAGAUAGCCGUUUCAGAGCUAACACAUGCGACUGCACAAGUCAGCGAAAUAGUGUUUUUCUUGCUUGGCGCCAUGGCUAUUGUAGAGAUAGUUAAUGCUCAUCAAGGUUUUAAGUUAAUUACCGACAAUAUAACCACUCGAAAGCCAAGGACUCUCCUCUGGUUGGUUGGCUUUAUAACAUUUUUACUUAGUUCUGUUCUUGACAACCUGACGUCUACUGUUGUCAUGGUGUCAUUAUUGCGGAAACUAGUACCUCCAUCAGAAUUUCGCAAGUUUUUAGGAGCUGUUGUAGUGAUAGCGGCAAAUGCAGGUGGUGCAUGGACGCCUAUUGGUGAUGUUACCACUACUAUGCUGUGGAUACAUGGUCAACUAUCCACUUUACAGACAAUGAAGGACUUGUUUGUUCCUUCAGUCGUUUCUCUAGCUGUCCCUCUGGCACUUAUUUCCCUGACUAGUGACAUUAAUGGGAAGGAACAGGACUUUUCCAAUGUUUUGGCAUCUGAACAGAUGGCUCCUCGAGGACAGCUUGUUUUCUCAGUAGGUAUUGGAGCUUUGUUUUUUGUUCCAGUUUUCAAGGUCGUAACUGGUUUGCCUCCCUACAUGGGUAUGCUACUUGGACUUGGAGUUCUUUGGAUUCUGACUGAUGCUAUCCACAAUGGUGAAUCUGAAAGGCAAAAUUUAAAAGUACCAGAAGCUUUAUCACGGAUUGACUAUCAAGGAGCUCUUUUCAUACUUGGAACCCUUUUGUCCAUUAGCAGCCUUGAGGCUGCAGGGAUUCUUCGGGAAUUGGCAAAUUACCUUGAUGGUCAUAUUCCUAGUACUGAAGUGAUUGCUUGUGCAAUAGGAGUUGCAUCAGCAAUUAUAGACAAUGUUCCACUGGUUGCGGCAGCAAUGGGAAUGUAUGAUCUCUCCACUUUUCCCCAAGAUUCUGUGUUUUGGCAGUUGAUUGCGUAUUGUGCUGGCACUGGUGGAUCCAUGCUAGUUAUUGGCUCGUCAGCUGGAGUUGCAUUCAUGGGGAUGGAAAAGGUCGAUUUCUUUUGGUACCUGCGGAAGGUGAGCGCUUUUGCUUUUGCAGGCUAUGUUGCUGGAAUUGGUGCUUACCUAGCAAUACAUAACCUCCCAAUCUCCCUGUCCACGACUUCAGCAGCAGAGGUUCCAGCUUUCGCCAGGACGUUUCCUUGGCAUCAAGCAACGCAGUAACAAAAUAUGGCAGUGUGCAUUAAUCUAGUGAAUGGCAAAUAGAUCAUAGGUGAAGUUUGAUAAUAGGAUACUCAAAUGAUGAAAAGUUGAAAAAAGAAUCAUUUAGAUUGUAUAGAUCUUUCUUUCUUUUUAACCCCCCAAACCUUGGUUACAUCAACAUCAUAGUUACUAUACAAGACAAACCAGAUUGUUUAGAUCUCGUGCUCUCAAACAUUAACAUUCUGGUGACUUCAAUGAAAAAUGGGAGUCUUCGGUUAGGUUUGGAUAGUGAG
Juglans regia (Persian walnut) is the source of this 2098-nucleotide messenger RNA. RefSeq names its product sodium/proton antiporter 1-like. Bases 417 to 1826 code for a protein of 469 amino acids. Gene Ontology annotation, cellular component: membrane. Gene Ontology annotation, molecular function: antiporter activity. Gene Ontology annotation, biological process: transmembrane transport; sodium ion transport. Lineage: Eukaryota; Viridiplantae; Streptophyta; Magnoliopsida; Fagales; Juglandaceae. The transcript has 10 exons. The record is from RefSeq and is a predicted model, not a curated record.